AUGGACAACAUCGAUUACUCCUCGUUCAAGCGUGUUCAGGAAGAGCCUGCAAUGCUCAAAUGGCUGGCCGAGCACGAACUCGCGGCUGAGAAGGCGGCUGCCGAGGCCAGCAAAGCACCCGCUCCCAAGAGGUCGAGAGAGGUAGAGGCAGAAAGUGCUGGACAGGUGGCCAAGAAGGCCAAAAGCGCAAACGCAGAGCCCAAGGAGGCCAGAACUACGAACGCCGCCGUUGUCAGACUCCAAGAUGCCGAGAAAGCCGCCCGCCGGGCCAUGGAAGACGCUUCCUCUGAACAAACCAGAGAAGUCGCUGCGAAAGCUUUCGAUCGCGCGCAUCAGCAACUACUGGAUGCCGAGCACCCACCUCCGCCUGUCGAGCUGCAAGGCAUUGUUGGUGAAGCCUGUAACGCCUGGGCAGGAAGACGCAACGAGGCCCGAUCAGAUUACAACAGAAUGCGCAGACUCUGGUUCGCUGACGUAGCGAGAUGGACACCCCAGCAAUGGGUACGCACAGCAACAUCAUACAGGCUCCAUCACUCCUACGCCCACAAUGGUGUCGAGACCGCAUACUGGUCGCUCAUGGUCAACUUUGCCUCGUGUUCCCAGAGGGACGACCUUACUGGAGGCAAAUUCAACCUUGAUCUUGCCGGUGUCGCUCUUUUGCGCUGGGAAGAGGAAGAGCGCGAAUUUCGCCCAGAGGAGGAACUCAGAAUCGUCCAGGCAAGAAAAGCAAACCGCCUGUAUUCCGCCUUUGUCAGUUCUGAGACGAAGGUUUCUGAGGACGAGGGAAGGGUCGAGCAUGCAGUCAAGCCCCCAGCACAACCCCGAGUCCCAACACAACCUCAGGCCUCAACACAGCCCGAGGUCACGGCACCACCAUCUCCUGCAGCCCAACCAGUAAGCGCUGCCAAAGCUCGACCCUACGAUGUUCUCGACCCCAGAUACAAGUACAGCACCCACACUCCGGUCGUCAAAAAAUUAUAUCGCACUGGCACAUGCUUGACCAAGGUAUCCUCUCCAGCAAUGUUCCAAGCUCAUCGCGUCUUUUGCAAGUUCAUCCUGCGUCGCCUUAUCAGGCGCAUGAACACCGGCAACAGGGAGAAAUCGAACGUCAAGACAGUUCCUUUGACUUAUCCACAAAUGCGUAUCAUUGGCGGAAAAUGUCAGACCCGACACUGGGCUCCAAGGCCCGGAGCUUACCUUCACGCCCGCGAGAUCACAGCCGUCGCGCGGUCAAGACACGAGGCCAAAGCAAUCUUUGGUGAUCCUCAAGCUCGCACGAUCAGCCGUGGCAAGAUCGAUCGCUUGGCUGCAAUCGUGCGUUACAGCAGAGCCAAGAAAAGAACUAUCGCGGAAGAAGCCAAAAGAGUUCGUGCUUUGGCAAAAGGUCUGCUGCUGGCCUUUCCUGAACUCACAUUCCCCGAUCCAGAGGAUAACGUGCUCAUCGCCGGCGAAAGAACCCAGAGUUCAAUGACGCCUUCGCUCUGGUACAACGAGGAGAAAGAAAUUGAGGUGCACAGUGAAGGAUUUGUCUUCCAAGAGUUUGACAAUCCACGAGCCCUUGAUGGCUUGGUGAGUACUCACGCCAUCGCAGAAGCUUUUACAGGACAUAUUACCGGCCACCUGCAGAUCUGCAAGCAGUUGAACCUCAACCCAAGCUUCAUCUUGAUCGGUGUUGACGCAAUGGGAAGCAACUGGGAUCGCAUGGUCGCCUAUAUCCGAGAUACUGUGCAAUCUCUUGGGCACCAUUUUGACAUCUUCAUUCGGGUCAAGGCAAAGUCGAUCAACCUCUGUCCCAGGGUCAACAAGUACGGGCGCUACGGAGUUGUUCGCUCAGAAGACCUUUUGAUCUAUGACACCGCCGACCGCCACAAUCUCUCUCCCAAUGUGACUGCCGCCCUCAAAGAAUGGAAAUUGUCUUUGUCCUAUCUUUGGGGCAGAAACAUACUACAGAAGAACGUUCAGACCAUCAGCACAACCCGCAACUGA
Messenger RNA from Aureobasidium melanogenum CBS 110374, 1986 nucleotides. RefSeq lists its product as uncharacterized. The coding region runs from base 1 to 1986 and encodes 661 amino acids. The record is from RefSeq and is a predicted model, not a curated record. The transcript has a single exon. NCBI's taxonomy places the organism in Eukaryota, Fungi, Ascomycota, Dothideomycetes, Dothideales, Saccotheciaceae.